This is a messenger RNA of Camponotus floridanus (Florida carpenter ant), 2986 nucleotides long. It is a transcript of the gene DNAlig1, whose product is annotated as DNA ligase 1. The record is from RefSeq and is a predicted model, not a curated record. The transcript has 16 exons. Gene Ontology annotation, biological process: lagging strand elongation; DNA biosynthetic process; DNA repair. Bases 113 to 2875 code for a protein of 920 amino acids. Gene Ontology annotation, molecular function: ATP binding; DNA binding; DNA ligase (ATP) activity. Gene Ontology annotation, cellular component: mitochondrion; nucleus. Lineage: Eukaryota; Metazoa; Arthropoda; Insecta; Hymenoptera; Formicidae.
GAUGCCAUUUUUUCAGAGACGGUUGGUCUUCUGUAUAUUAUUCAAUCUGUGAGAAGUGACGUCACCCUGUUCCGUAAUAAACGCGGGAAAUGUUGUCAAAUGCGCGUUAAUAAUGGCGCAACGUCGUAUAGACUCUUUCUUCACGAGGAUAUCGUCCAAGAAGGAGAACUCGAGCGAGGAUUAUUCGGAGAGCAAUUUGUCCGACAAGGAAAAGAAUCAGGAUGCACCGGGAAGCGGCAAACGGAAGAGAGAUAGCAAUGGAUUUGCUAGCCCUCCUUCCAAGAAGGUAGACAAACUUACGAAGCCAAAGUCAAUUUCCAAGACUCCUUCCCCAGGCGCAAAGUCUCGUGCAAAGCUAGGAACUACUCCAAAAAAUAAGACGACUAAACUUUCACCUGGAGCAAAUAAAAAGAGGAAAUUAACCAAUACUCCAAAAAAGGAGAAGAAAGAUGAAGCUAAAAAUAUAAAUGGAACUGAGAUAGUGGAAAACAUUCAAGAAAAUGAUACAGUUAAAAAUGAACGAGAAAAAUCUAUUCCUCGAGAUACAAAAUAUAACUCUGAUGAAGCAACGAAAAUGAAAAAUAAAGUGAAAAAGAAACGGGCCAGAAUAAUCGAAACAGAUUCCAGCGAUGAUGAUCAUUUACCGUUACCUGAAAGUCCGAAAAAAUUAGAGACUAACAGCAAAGAAGACAAGAUUGAAAGUAUAGAUGAAUGUAAAAUAAAAAAGAAUGCAUCACAUGAUGAAAUAAAUGAAGAUAUUUUGGAUAUCGAGGAAAAGAUUGAUACCUUGAAAAAGGAGCCAACACCAGAGAAAAAGUCAAAGACUACUUCUAAAAAAGUACACAGUUUUUUUACAUCUAAGGAAAAAGAUGAUGCAAAGGAUACAAGUGAUGUAAAAAACAAUAAUCAGUCUUACAAUCCUAGCAUAUCUGGUUAUCAUCCAAUAAACAAUGCGUGCUGGAAACGAGGAGAUAAAACUCCAUACAGUGCUUUCACGCGUACUUUGGAGCUUAUCGAAGAAACAAGUGCAAGAUUGAAAAUAAUAGAAAUAUUAUCAAAUUACUUCCGAUCUGUCAUAGUUCUGAGCCCUAUGGAUCUUUUGCCAAGCGUGUAUUUGUGCCUUAAUCAAUUAGCACCAGCAUAUGAAGGAAUUGAGCUUGGUGUCGCUGAUACGAACCUGAUGAAGGCGAUUGCGCAGUGCACUGGUAGGACGUUGGCGCAAAUUAAAGCCGAUGUCCAGGAGGUUGGCGAUUUGGGAAUUGUAGCAGAAGGUAGCAGAUCCAAUCAGAGAACUAUGUUUCAGCCGGCACCGUUGACAGUUCUCGUUGUGUACUCCAAACUAAAAGAGGUUGCCCAAAUGACAGGCCACGCGUCUCUAACGAAAAAAUUGGACAAAAUUCAAACGCUCUUUGUGGCAUGUCGUAAUACGGAAGCGAGAUAUCUUAUUAGAUCGUUGGCUGGAAAGCUUCGCAUCGGUUUGGCGGAGCAAUCUGUUUUGCAAGCAUUGGCUCUAGCUUGCGCUAUGACACCACCACAACAGAGUUAUCCACCAGAAAUCUUGAACGCGAAUAAGAAUCUAUCGAGCGAUCGUUUUAAACAGAAAUAUGACGAAAUAGCACUUAUACUCAAGACAACAUAUUGUGAAUGUCCAAAUUAUAAUCUCAUAAUUCCCGUUUUACUGGAAGAUGGAAUCAAUGGCUUGCCGAGUAAGUGCAAGCUCACUCCUGGAAUACCUUUGAAACCUAUGUUGGCACACCCUACCAAGGGUAUUCAAGAAGUCCUAACACGAUUUGAGGGAUUAAAAUUCACGUGCGAAUGGAAAUAUGAUGGAGAAAGAGCACAGAUACAUGUCGCGGACAAUGGCCACAUCAAUAUCUACAGUCGAAAUCAGGAAAACAAUACUAGUAAAUACCCGGAUAUUAUUAAGCGAUUCAAGAAUACUCGCGGCGACCUGGUGAAGAAUUGCAUACUCGAUUGCGAGGCAGUUGCUUGGGACAAUGAGCAAAAACAGAUUCUUCCAUUCCAAGUACUCAGCACGAGAAAGCGAAAGGAUGCCAACGAGAAGGACAUUAAAGUGCAAGUAUGUGUAUUCAUGUUCGACCUGUUAUAUCUAAACGACGAGCCGUUGGUAAAAGAAUCUUUUGCAAAACGUCGCGAGUUGUUGAAGCAGCAUUUCAAAGAAAUAGAAGGCGAGUGGAAAUUUGCCAAUAGUAUGGACACUACUACGAUGGAGGAAGUGCAAAUUUUCUUGGACGAAUCUGUGAAGGGAAAUUGUGAGGGUUUAAUGGUGAAGACGCUCGAGGAGGAAGCAACCUAUGAGAUCGCGAAGCGAUCGAGAAAUUGGUUGAAGCUGAAAAAAGAUUAUUUGGACGGUGUGGGCGAUACGCUUGACGUGGUUGUAAUCGGUGGUUAUAUCGGCAAAGGAAAGAGAACAGGCACUUAUGGUGGCUUUCUCUUGGCUUGCUAUGAUCAAGAAAACGAGGAGUACCAGAGCAUCUGUAAAAUCGGCACAGGCUUCAAGGAGGAAGAUCUGGAGAAUCACACAAAGUUCUUUAAGGAUCAUGUGAUAUCUCAAACGAAAUCAUAUUACCGUUUCGACAGCAGUCAUGAGCCCGAUCAUUGGUUUGAACCGGUACAAGUAUGGGAGAUUAAAUGCGCUGAUCUUUCCCUGUCACCAGUUCAUAGGGCAGCUAUCGGAAUAGUUGAUCCGGAAAAAGGUAUUUCUUUAAGGUUUCCGCGAUUUAUCAGGAUACGUGAAGAUAAAAAUUGUGAAGAGGCCACUUCUGCUCAGCAGGUGGCAGACAUGUACAAUAAUCAAGAACAGAUUAAAAAUAAAACGUCGGCAUCAAAAGCUACGGAAGAAGAUUUCUACUAAUUUUUAUUCUUUUAUUUAUUUACCUAUACACAAAUAUCGAUCUGGUAUAUUUUCUAUUUCUUAUAAUUGCAAUUUUGUAAGGGUUACUGUAAAUAAAACGUAUUCAUCAUA